Silurus meridionalis is the source of this 4087-nucleotide messenger RNA. RefSeq names its product complement C1q-like protein 3. The transcript is spliced from 4 exons. Gene Ontology annotation, molecular function: protein binding. Lineage: Eukaryota; Metazoa; Chordata; Actinopteri; Siluriformes; Siluridae. The record is from RefSeq and is a predicted model, not a curated record. The coding region runs from base 70 to 693 and encodes 207 amino acids.
ACAAGAGGAAGUGACUCGCCAAUAGGGGAGAGACCAAACCUGAAUUCCCAGACCUGGAAGAUUUUAGCAAUGAAGGCAGCUGUGAUUUUCACUCUGGUGUCUGCCCUGGUCCACAGCAGUCUUCAGGAUGCCGAGACUCCUGCCUCAAAACUGGACCCAUUCAUGGAGUACAUUAAUAUGCGGGACCAGCUCAUUGAGAUGAGUAUGGAAAUGAGGAUCAUGCAGAUGGAUAAUAAAGAUAUGGAGGCUCUAAUGGGAGAAAUAGAGCUGGAGCUGAAAAAUCAGAAAGCGAUACGCAACAUUGCCUUCUCGGCUGCUCUAUCUAAUUCUGUUGGACAGUAUAAUGAAGAUGUUACUCUGGUCUACUCAAAGGUCAUUACUAAUACUGGACAAGCCUACAACCCAGUUACAGGGAUUUUCACUGCACCGCUAAAUGGAAUUUACUACAUCAGGUUCACGAGUUGUGGAAACACAGGAAGACACGGCAUGGCUGUCGAUCUGUACAAGAACAACGAAAAGAUGAGCGGUUUAGUCAAAGAAAGUGAUGGCUACAUGACGUAUUUCUCCGGUGGUCUCAUCCUUCAGCUGGAGGUGGGAGACACCGUUUACACCAAACUCCCCGCCAACACCAAGCUCUACGACGACGUGAACAAUCGCACCACUUUCAGCGGCUUCGUCGUUUCCCUCACGUGAGAGUCGGCUGUGGGGUUUUUAACAGGAACGUGACUCGGCCCUGACGUCCACAAUGUUCUGUCAUAACUCACCCUUCUAGAACGUUCUUUCAUAAUCCUUGCUUUGAUUUCUGGAAUGUCUUAUUUUAAAACCUUGCUCUUUGUUCUUUCUCUGAAUGUUCUUUCAAAACCUCACUGAGAAUUUUUUCCUCAAAGCUUUACAUUCUUUAAUCUUCAUUUAAAACCUCUUAUUGAUUGAACAUGUUCUUUCAGAACCGUACUUUGGGUUAUUACGAUGGCAUUUUGGUGGCACAUUGAAUAAAAAAUUUAAGAAUUCGAAGAUUACAAGAUUAAAGUCGUAGCAAUACGAGAAUAAAGUAUAAAUAUUUUGAGAAUAACGUCGAAAUUACAAGAAUAAAGUCGAAAUAUUUCGAGAAUAAAGUCGUAGCGAUACGAAAGUGAAGUGGUAACAUUUUGAUAAAAAUCACAGAAUUGCAAGACACUUUUCACAGUUUUGCAUAAAAUGAAUGUGGAGGAUUGGUUAAAUCGGAUUUUAGGUUAGGAUUUAGCAAUAAGGAAAUUCUUUUGGUGCAUCAGUUAUAAUCAGUAAACAAACACUGCGGCGGUCAUGUAGGAAACGUAAUUUAUUCCGAAGUUAUCAGUGGUUACAUCUGCAUGCUAUUCGAAGAGGAGAUGUGGUUUCUCAAUAGAGUAUGAGGACGAUAAUCAAAUAAAUCGAUCCUGAAGGAACUUAUUUCUCAAAAUAUUACGACUUUAAUUUACAUUUGUGGCAUUUGGCAGACGCCCUUAUCCAGAGCGACUUACAACUGAGCAGGGGAGGGUUUUAGGGCUUUUGCUCAAGGGCCCAGCAGUGGCAGCUUGGUGGUGGUGGGAUUUGAACCUGUGAUCUUCUGAUCCAAAGCCCAAUGUCUUAACCACUGAGCUACCACCUAAUUUCGCUCUGCUGUAGAGAUUAAGAAAAACUUUUUAUGCAUUUUCCAAAUAAUUAUCUGAAUAAUAAAUCCAAACCUGACCCUGAUUCAUUCUAAACUUAUUUUCCCUCUUUUCUUUGUUUAUAUUUCCUUUGUUCAGCUGUUCUGAGGUCUCGAAACUGCUUUUUACAAUGUAACCUUAAGACUCCAUACACCAGGUGGCAGUGUGACACUGGCAUUUAUCUUUUCUUCUCUUCUACCCUGCCUAAAUUUGUUCAAGUUCAUUCUUGCAACACAAUUAUAAUAAUACUUAUAAUUGUUAUUACUAAACAACUGAAUUACUUUUGGAUUUGCAGGCAUGUCUAAUCAUUUUUAACAUGAAAAUGUGAGCACAGCCGCAAUAGUGUUUUAGUUUGGGGCAAAAAAGGAUCGUUUUCCGAUGUUCGGUAUCCAGUUAAAUGAAAUGGUUUAUCUCUAUAGUGCUUUUACAAUGGAAAUUGCCUCAAAGCAGCUUUACAGAAUGUAAGGAUUAUAGAACAUAAAUCUGCCUAACAUUGAGAGGAACCAGACUCAAAAGGGGAACCCAUCCUCAUUUGUGUGACACAAAGUGUAUAAUUAUAAACAUUAUAUUUCAAACAUUGGGGAAAAACAAUGAAAUAUCAUAACUGGCGUGUAUGAAUAUAAGUAAUGUCCUUUCUACAGUCUUAUACGCUCAGUUAGAAUUGUCGAACCAGGUGCUUGGUGCUUCAACAUUUACAGAUUCAACACCGAUAAUGAAGAUUUGUCAUAGGAACGAGGGAGCAAUAAAGUAUCCUGGAAUAUGAUGCUUUCAAAUCCUUCUCUCGUUACAGCCACGCCCUUGAGAAUAGCUUAAUAAUGUGAAUGGGUGGCGAAUGCAUUUUAAUGUUGCACCACUGCAACACAUGAAUGUGAGUGUAAAGUGACGAAGCAGGGAAGGACGUCCUGCAGAAACACCUGGGAAAACUGUGCAGAGCCCGGAGCUGAAUCUCCUGAUUGUUUCUCUUUUGUUUUUGUUGUUGUUGAAGGAAGCAUAUGUAAAAAUGGAAGGAAGGUGAAUCAGGAGAAAGGAAUUCCUGAGGAAUACCACUGCAGGUUGAACAUAGAUAAGAAAAGUGGUUAAGGAAAGAAAAGGAAGGUCGGAGUGAACGAAUGCUGUAAACAUGAUGUAAACAGAUGGAAUUUAAAGGAUUUAAAGGAUGGAUACAGAGAUGGAGAAAAUGAGGAAAUCCAGGCGACAUCACCGUCUUAAUGCAAAUACCAAGGAGAUGUGUUAAGCUGGAACCAUGACAACGAGUUCAAACAAGUCAGGAUUUUAGCGAUUACAGGCAACUUUAAUGCCAUUUGACCUUCUGAUUCCUGUUAUUUAAACAUAACCUUCUAAACUAGUUGUUGCUAGCGGCUAAUCAGGAAUGUUAGAUCUUCCUGUUCAGGUUUUUUGUCAGGGCCGUUAAAGUAAAAUCAGAAGGAAAUAUCUAUUCAGGCCUACAUGCUCAAUCUCUAAGUUUUUGCUCGGUAUUGUGUGUGUGGGUAUGUGUAGAGCAGAGUUAGCAUUUCCUUUCCAAACACACUGUUGCUAUGAUAAACAGCUGGGGAAAGAUAAGAAUACAGCGAGCAAGUGAACUUUACAUACACGCUACAUGCAAGAUUUUCCCCUCAGAGAUGAUUAUUUAUAGCCCCUUUCGGUUCUCUCUUGCAAAUAAGUUACUGAGUAAUGCAAGGCAGCGAUACAAUUAUGAACUGCACAAAGGCCAUGUUAAUGAGAUCUGCCCAGGAAGCUUCCAAAAGCCACAACCUAUAAAUAUGUACAAGUAUACAAAGUAGUCCCUUCUAUUAUUACCAUCAAACUCCAUCAUUUAUUGACUGUGUUUAUCGAAAUGUCUUGCUGUCAUGGUGCAAUCCUUGAAAAUUGGACGUAUUAGACAAUGUUAGGUCACGCCCAUUUUUAUGACAUCACAAAACGGGCGCAACAAACGCCUAAUAUCAUACAUGAUUCCAGGACCUUCAAAUUUCAGUGUAGACAUUCCUCUAAUUCGAAUCAGAAUUAGAAAAUUAUGAACAUGUAAAUAGUGGAGGGGUGUUUUUUCUUUUUGUUACAUGCACCGUGUUCCGUUCUCUCGGUAGGUGAAAGGGCCUCCACCAAAAAAAAAAAAAAGAAAAGGAAGAUGAAAUGGUAAUGGAAGUUGAGCUAGAAGGGAGGAACAAAACUUUCCUAUCUCAUCUCUCACUUGUCAUGGAAAAUCCUCUUGUCUUACAUAACAGUAAAUUCUACACUCUGGGAUGAAGACUUCGAAGCAUCAGAAGCAAUGAGAUCAGCUGAGGUGAAAAACGUAGCAAUUUAUUUGCAAAAUCAUCUUCGGAAUAAUCAAUAUACAAUGCACAAACAUGCUGAGAUUAAAGUCCUUUUAUUAGCAUUAGGCUAAUUUUGAGAUGAGGGUAUGUGUGUGUGUGUGUGUGUGUGUGUGU